Mus musculus (house mouse) is the source of this 462-nucleotide messenger RNA. It is a transcript of the gene Ear14, whose product is annotated as eosinophil-associated, ribonuclease A family, member 14. Bases 1 to 462 code for a protein of 153 amino acids. NCBI's taxonomy places the organism in Eukaryota, Metazoa, Chordata, Mammalia, Rodentia, Muridae. The record is from RefSeq and is marked provisional. Gene Ontology annotation, molecular function: nucleic acid binding. The transcript has a single exon.
AUGAAGCUGCCUGAGUCCAGUCUUUGUCUCCUGCUGCUGUUGGGACUUGUCCUAAUGCUUGCCUCAUGCCAGGCACAAAUCCUUUCCCAGAAGUUUUACACCGAGUAUAUCUAUAAUAGCACCUACCCCCGAUGUGAUGCUGUAAUGAGGGUUGUUAACAGGUAUAGACCAAGAUGUAAGGACAUAAAUACUUUUCUUCACACAAGUUUUGCUGAUGUUGUUGCUGUGUGUGGCCAUCCAAAUAUCACCUGCAACAACUUGACAAGAAAAAAUUGUCAUGCUAGUUCAUUUCAGGUAUUUAUAACUUUUUGUAACCUCACUACGCCGACAAGAAUAUGCACACAAUGCAGAUACCAAACGACAGGUUCAGUGAAGUACUACAGAGUAGCCUGUGAGAACAGAACUCCACAAGACACUCCCAUCUAUCCAGUGGUUCCAGUUCACUUGGAUGGGACAUUUUAG